Stegastes partitus (bicolor damselfish) is the source of this 1188-nucleotide messenger RNA. RefSeq names its product P43 5S RNA-binding protein (gene 42sp43). Gene Ontology annotation, cellular component: nucleus. The coding region runs from base 1 to 1113 and encodes 370 amino acids. The transcript has 9 exons. The record is from RefSeq and is a predicted model, not a curated record. Lineage: Eukaryota; Metazoa; Chordata; Actinopteri; Pomacentridae.
AUGAACGGUGUCCGGGCCGGGAAACCUGCCGAAGCUGCGCCAAAGCCGGUAGUAAAGUGCGCACAGUGUGGAGCGACUUUCACCAAACAGUGGAGGCUGAAGGAGCAUGAGACGGCGCACACCGGGGCGCGUCCGUGCGUGUGCGCAAUUGCCGGCUGUGGUCGCAGUUUCUCCAGAAAAGCGCACCUGCGCCGCCACAUGCUGCAGCACAGAGGCCUCAAACAGUUCAAGUGCAAGGUUGCGAGCUGCGCAAAGAGUUUCGUGCACGCAGGGAAGCUGAAGAGACAUGCGCGCUACGCUCAUGGAGACAAAAACCAGUACUUCAAGUGCACGCAGCCCAACUGCUCCUUGACCUUCAGGAAGCGCAGAUUGUUUAAGCUGCACUUGCAGGGACAUGGAGUUUCUGCUGCCUUCAAGUGUUUGAAGGACGGCUGUGACGCCACGUUCGACUCCCACGUCGCCCGGAAAGCCCACGAGAAGAAGCAUGCAGGUUACCGCUGCCCUCAUGCAGACUGUCCGGUGCUGGAGCACACCUGGAGCAGACUUCAGAAGCACAUGGCCAAACACCCAGUUUCCUAUCCGUGCCGAGUGUGCAAGAAGGAGUUUAAGAAGGUGGACUCUCUGCGGCGACACAAACGGACCCACGCCUCCCACAAGCCGGUGCUGGUCUGCCCCAGAGACGACUGCCAGGCCUACUUCUCCACCACCUUCAACCUGCAGCACCACAUUCGCAAAGUUCACCUGGAGCUGCUCAAGCACAAGUGUCCCUUCCCCGACUGCCCCCGCAUGUUCGCCAUGAGGGAGAGUCUGAGCAGACACCUGCUGCGUCACGACCCCAGCGCCGCCAGUCUGAAGAGACGUCAGCGGCCGAAGAAGUUGUGGCAGCGGCGCCUGAACGGACACCAGCUGCCCCUGGUGGAGGAAAACCUGAACCGGCUCUUCGCUUUACGCAUGAGGCUCUCCAGACGGACCAAAGUGGAAACCAACCUGUCGGGCCUCUUCAACGAACGCAAGAUCCCCCACUACGUCGACCCCGAGGUGAACCUGCGCGGCCUGUUCGGCAUCAAGCAGCAGCGUCCAGUAGAGACGGCUGAACCAGUGAAGGUGAACUAAACCCAUCCGGACUGUUUUUCUUUGAUAGUUAAGGGAAAAGAAAAUUGGGUCUUUUUGUUUUUUUUUUCUAAUGUA